Molecule: messenger RNA, 742 nt
Organism: Myripristis murdjan (pinecone soldierfish)
Lineage: Eukaryota; Metazoa; Chordata; Actinopteri; Holocentriformes; Holocentridae
Gene: mrps21
Product: mitochondrial ribosomal protein S21
Exons: 2
Coding region: 68-331 (87 amino acids)
Biological process (GO): translation
Cellular component (GO): ribosome
Molecular function (GO): structural constituent of ribosome
Source: RefSeq, a predicted model, not a curated record
GGUUUGCACAGGAACGUUUGAUGGUUGUUUCCGCCCGGCACACAUUUCUGCAAGCACCGGCGUCAAGAUGGCGAGACACCUCCGUUUCAUCGCUCGGACGGUGAUGGUCCAGGAGGGCAACGUGGAUGAUGCGUACAAGGCUUUAACCAGGGUCCUGGGUCAGGACAGGCUCAUUGACACUGUGAGAAGGAAGCGGUACUACGAGAAGCCCUGCCGAGAGAGACAGCGCAAAAACUAUGAAAACUGCAAGCGCAUCUAUCAUGCCGACAUGGCCAGGAAGAUCGCCUUCAUCUCCAGGACGCACAGGCAGGAUCCCUGGGUCGGAUCUUGAGACGGAGUGUGAUUAAACAGGACAUUUUCUAUGGACCAGUUCAGACAGGACCAGCAGUGGAAGAAUAAACCAGAGGGAAAACAACAAGAACAACAUGAAAAUGAGAAAAAUCAACAGACAGUCAACAGACUUCCGGGUGGUCACAUCAUUGUUUAAAAGUAAAAGGAAGACGUUACAAUAUUUUGUUCAGUUGCCAUUUUCAGGUUGACUUGGCAUUUUUCCUCUGAAGUCUAGCACAUCUAUUUGGAAAGGAGGGAAAAGUUGUGCUCUUUUGUUGUUGCUGUUAGCAUGAAAUCCAUGAAAUCUCGGUCAAUUAUAUUUUCUUGUGUUUUUCAUUUGAGAUCUACCCACACAAUCCUCAGUGAUGAAAAACAAUUAAAUAAUAAAAUGAUCAUCAUUUUCUGAGCAUUG